Molecule: messenger RNA, 1700 nt
Organism: Daphnia magna
Lineage: Eukaryota; Metazoa; Arthropoda; Branchiopoda; Diplostraca; Daphniidae
Exons: 3
Coding region: 298-1596 (432 amino acids)
Source: RefSeq, a predicted model, not a curated record
UCGAAAUGUAGCCCUUCGUUUGAGUCGUUUUCUCUGUAGUUCGGGUUGUGCCGGCCUGGAUCGACAACGUCCUCAUCUGUUUCCUCGCAACCACACAAAGUCCAUCGUUGAAUCCCAACAUUCUCAUACUACCCUAGUGUCACCCUCUGAAUAUAAUCUGCAUUCAGGUAACUAGAUUGACAGUUAAAAUCUUUACGUCUCAUCCGUAUAUCUGCAUGUUAGAUGCAGCAUAUUUAAGUAUACAUAUAGCAAAGGACAUUCACGGAACAGCCAACCACGUUAUUGCUUGAAAUUCAGAUGAUGCCGAAACCUUUGAUAACGACCUCGGCGAUCCUCGUGCUCUUAUUUUGCGCCAGUCAAACAGUAAAUGUCGUCAUCAGCCAAGACCCGACCGCAAAUCUAUUGGCCAAUGAAAGCGAGUUAACUAAACAGGAGCCGGAAGCUCCGACUGAAGCCAAUGCACCUGAAACAACAGAUGAAAAUGAGGAAACUAACGAAUCUCCUCCAGUCGAUGUCGGUGGCAACAUUUUAACUGCAAUCUCAGUCACGUCCGCAGUCUUGACUGUAUUGGAAGCCAUCGACCGAAGAAUCCUGCCACAACCGGCCACUGCAGAGGACAUUUUAGAUGGAGUGAGAAAAUUAGAAGAUCUGAUCCGGCCCAAUGACCUGGGGCAUUACAAGAAAGCAGAAGACUCUAUAUCACGAGCCCUACACGACAUGAGUGUCAUGAUGUCUGGUAUAGGACGUCAAGGUCCAGCAGAAGUCUCGCAGUUCCAGGAACUUUUGUGGCUUGAAAGAGCGCGACUUAUUGAUGGAAACAUUAUUCUAUUAAUGGAAGGCUUACUCGGUCAACAGGUGGCGGGUGCUGAUCUGAUGGAGAACAUUCAAGACGGUCUGAAAUGCGACGUCAUGGAUGUCUCGGAAAAAGUGAAGCGAUAUAAUGAUCUUAUCGAAAGCGGAUCGUUGGCUUUUAAUCAUUUCGCUGUGUUAGGAAAAAUGUCUGAACAAGAAAUGAGUCGAAGGAGAGCCGCAUUCGGACAACGUAACGUCAGAGUUCUAGCUCGAAACGUCCAAGUCGUUGAGCAAUGUUUCCAACGCCAGUUGGGCGAAAUACGCAGCGAAUCUACAACAGAACAAGUUGCUGAACAAGUGGCACAAGUCAUGUCCACUCUCUAUCCGUUGCCGACACGAUGGAUUGUCGCGGUGUACACGAAUCAACAGGGAAUGGAGCGUGGCGCUAUCAAACCCCUGAAAUCAAAACUUUCAGCCGAUUUCAAUGUCAUUAUCAACGGUUUUCACGUGGCUUUGUUUCCUUUCCUCAGUGGAAAAAUGCCACAAAUGAUCGACGGUCGUCGCAUAGACCACUUUUGCAACCGGCCUGUCAAAGCAGCCGGGCAAAUGCCAACUUGCGAUAUUGGCAGCACUGAUGGUGAAUACAUUUAUGAUGAGCUCAGGCGGUUGGGCAUCGUUCCCGAUCCUCUUGAUCUGAUUGUCGUGCCUUCGGAAGGCCAGCUAAGCGUGAGAACUGUACCGCUCGGUAGUUUGCCACCCUUUUUUGCAAAAAACUAUCCCGACUUCGACAUUAUUGUGUUUUAAUGAAAAUUUUAUGAAAUUAAAUGGAGAACGAGGGAUGUUUGUUGGCUAAAAUGUCUUUUUGAGGUGAUAAUAUAAAUGAUUUGAUACAAAGACCUGUAAUUUUC